CCGGUACCGGCACCGCCACCGCGCGGGGCCACCGGGACCAGCCCGGGACCAGCACCGGCACCGGCCACAGCCCCGGGACCACCGGGACCGGCACCGGGACCACCGAACCCUCCCUCGGGACCGGCCCCGGGAUCACCAACAGCCCCCGGGACCACCGGGACCAGCCCGGGACCACCGAACCCACCCCGGGAGCGCCGGGACCACCCGGAGCCAGCCCGGGACCGCCGGUACCGACCCCAGGACACCGAACCGACCACCAGCCCCCGCCCCGGCCCCGCCAUGAGCGCGCCGGGCGGGCGGGGCCGCGCCGAGCCGGCCGAGCCCGCCGAGAUGCCGGCCACCGAGAAGGACCUGGCGGAGGACGCCCCUUGGAAGCGGAUCCAGCAGAACACCUUCACCCGCUGGUGCAACGAGCACCUCAAAUGCGUCCAGAAGCGCGUGGGCAACCUGCAGACCGACCUGGGCGACGGGCUGCGCCUGAUCGCGCUGCUCGAGGUGCUGAGCCAGAAGCAGAUGGGCCGCAAGUACAACGCGCGCCCCACCUUCCGCCAGAUGCAGCUGGAGAACGUCUCGGUGGCCCUGGAGUUCCUGGAGAGGGAGAACAUCAAGCUGGUGUCCAUCGACAGCAAAGCCAUCGUGGACGGGAACCUGAAGCUGAUCCUGGGUUUGAUCUGGACGCUCAUCCUGCACUACUCCAUCUCCAUGCCCAUGUGGGACGAGGAGGAUGAGGAGGAGGCCAAGCGCCAGACGCCGAAGCAGCGGCUGCUGGGCUGGAUCCAGAACCGGCUGCCGCAGCUGCCCAUCACCAACUUCAGCAAGGACUGGCAGAGCGGCAGGGCCCUGGGGGCCCUGGUGGACAGCUGUGCCCCAGGGCUGUGCCCCGACUGGGACUCGUGGAACCCGAGCCGCCCGGUGGAGAACGCGCGCGAGGCCAUGCAGCAGGCCGAGGAGUGGCUGGGCAUCCCGCAGGUGAUCACGCCCGAGGAGAUCGUGGACCCCAACGUGGACGAGCACUCUGUCAUGACGUACCUGUCGCAGUUCCCCAAGGCCAAGCUCAAGCCGGGGGCGCCGCUGCGCCCCAAACUCAACCCCAAGAAGGCGCGGGCCUACGGGCCAGGGAUCGAGCCCACCGGGAACGUGGUGCAGCAGCGCGCCGAGUUCACGGUGGAGACGAUCAGCGCGGGGCAGGGCGAGGUGCUGGUCUACGUCGAGGACCCCGACGGGCACCGCGAGGAGGGAUCCAAGCCCACCGGGAAGCUGGUGCAGCAGCGCGCCGAGUUCACGGUGGAGACGAUCAGCGCGGGGCAGGGCGAGGUGCUGGUCUACGUCGAGGACCCCGACGGGCACCGCGAGGAGGCCAAGGUGGUGGCCAACAACGACAAGAACCGAACGUUCUCCGUGUCCUACGUGCCCAAAGUCACCGGCGUCCACAAGGUGACGGUGCUGUUCGCGGGCCAGCACAUCGCCAAGAGCCCCUUCGAGGUGCAGGUGGGCCGGGCGGCCGGGGACGCGGCGCGGGUGACGGCGGCGGGGCCGGGGCUGGAGCCGCUGGGCAACGCGGCCAACCGGAGCACGCACUUCGACAUCUGCACCGCCGGCGCGGGCCCGGGUGAGGUGGGGGUCUCCAUCGUGGACCCCAGCGGGCGCCGCGGGACCCCCGAGGCGGUGCUGGAGGAUCGUGGGUCUGGGGGCUUCCGCUGCUCCUACAAACCCCAGAGCGAGGGGCUGCACCUGGUGCACGUCACCUUCGGGGGGGUCCCCAUCCCCCGCAGCCCCUUCAGCGUCACCGUGGGCCAGGGUGAGCCCCCUCCCCAAAUUCUGACCCGGGGGGCUGCGCCCACCCCCCACCUUUGGG
Molecule: messenger RNA, 1855 nt
Organism: Onychostruthus taczanowskii (white-rumped snowfinch)
Lineage: Eukaryota; Metazoa; Chordata; Aves; Passeriformes; Passeridae
Product: filamin-A-like
Exons: 10
Biological process (GO): actin cytoskeleton organization
Molecular function (GO): actin filament binding
Source: RefSeq, a predicted model, not a curated record